AUGGGUAAACUAUCGUUUGAUUUCUCAGAGCUUCCUGGAACGGCCGAUCCAUGGGGACCUUCAGAUAAGGUUCCAGUGACCUUCCAGUUUAAUGAUGUGCCAUACGCACCAUUUUCCAAGACGGAUAAACUUGGAAAGGUCGCAGACUGGCAACAAGCCAAAGAGGAAGAUUUGCCAAGAAGAUACCAGGAAAGACGCAGAGACCAAUACCACGCCUAUGGAGCUUCAGCAGCCAAGCUAUUCGGUGCUGAAGCCAACGAGGAGGAUUUCUCGAUUGUGGAUACCAACACUCAACCAGAGAGCAAGCAAACGGUUCUUCGUGGAGGAAGAAGAGGACAGAUGAGGGGUGGCCGUGCAGACAAUGGAGGCCGGGGUGGAAGAGCCAGAGGAGGCGGUGCAGCUGGAAACGGAUGGAGAGAUAACGGUAGAAAUGAACGUUAUGACGGAAGAUCAGGAAACGGCAGAGGUGGAAACAACUGGAACAAUAGGGGCAAUUCUAGAUGGGGUGGUCGUGGCAGGUACAACAACAGCAGAUACGCAAGUAGAUACUACAAUCGGGAGGAGCAGAACAAGGACAGAAGUCCUUCGGUCAAGGUUGAGUCUGAUUGGCCACUUGUGUCGGAAAUUGAGCUUAAUAAGCUGACAAAGUUGAACUUGAUCGUCAAGAAGGCUGCCGAGACCAUUUCCACAUAUGGUACGUUGAACGUGUACAACAAGAAGUUCGAGUUGUUCAGACCGGAGCCAAUGAAACAGAGCAAGAGAUCAACACCUCACCAUCCGGCCACCAAGGACCCGGUUUUGCAGAAGUUGGCCUCUCAGGAGGAAGGAGGCGUGUUUGCCACCGAUUCUGUUCUUGCCCAGUUGAUGUGUGCCGUCAGAUCGGCAUACUCUUGGGAUAUAAUCGUCACGAAACGUAACGGUUCGAUCUAUUUCGAUCGUAGGGCCGGAACGGACAGAAUUGAAGUUGAUGAGAACUCGCAGACACCUCCUACAGAUGAAAAGAAGGACAGCAUUGACAGUGCCACAAACCUAUCUGAGGAAGCCACUGCCGUGAACAGAUCAUUUAUAGCAAGCUCCAUAACGACUGCCACGCACGAAUUGGAGCACUCUGAAACUCCAUUUGAGCCUAAGUCCGAGGCCUCAUUCAACACAGGCUACAAGUAUGUCAAAUACAGUCUUCCAACUGGUGACGACGAGCAUCCACUUAAUGUGUUUGUGAGAUCGCAGGCAGACGCGUAUCAGGCAGGAGACAAGCUUGUUUCUGUCAAUGCUUUGACCCAGUAUAACCCAAGUGCAUCGGAUGACUGGAAGACCAAGCUGGUUACCGGUUCGAGAGGUGUUAUCUUUGCCAGUGAGUUGAAGAAGAACAACAACAGAAUAGCCCGCUGGACCGCCCAGGCAAUGCUUGGAGACUUGGAUGCUUUGAAGAUUGGUUUCGUCUCCAGAAAGAUCCCUACAAACAACACAAAGCACGUUGUUGUUGGUGCUCUCACCUUUGCACCUGCAGUUCUCUCUGCCCAGAUAAGACUCUCCAUGGGCAACGGCUGGGGUAUCAUAAAGUCCUUGAUUGACAUUAUUGAUCAUGAGGGUGGCGAUGGAGAUUACAAAUUCCUCAUUUUCAGGGCCCCUGGUAUUCCUAAGCUCAGUAUUUACAGACUUCCACUUGAUGCCUUUGAGGAUUAG
Molecule: messenger RNA, 1683 nt
Organism: Brettanomyces bruxellensis
Lineage: Eukaryota; Fungi; Ascomycota; Pichiomycetes; Pichiales; Pichiaceae
Exons: 1
Coding region: 1-1683 (560 amino acids)
Biological process (GO): translational initiation
Cellular component (GO): eukaryotic translation initiation factor 3 complex; cytoplasm
Molecular function (GO): translation initiation factor activity
Source: RefSeq, a predicted model, not a curated record